GUAUUUCCAUUGUGGAUCUGUUUUUUUCUCUGCUCACCAUGAGACGCUUGUAUCCCCUGAUUCUAGUUCUUUUGUAUUUCAAGCUGAAUGAAGGAGCAAAACCUGAAGAUUGUCUAACAGGAACCAAAGCAACAACAAAUGGAUGUGAAGAUGAGAAUGAGUGUGAAUUUGGUAACAGAUGUGGUCCUAAUGCAAACUGCUACAACACAAAUGGUAGCUUCUAUUGUCUGUGUGAACCGGGGCACAGAACAAGAUCAAAGAAGGUUAAUUUUACAGAAGGGCAAUGCAAAGAUAUCAACGAGUGUUUGGGGGACCAUCAAAUCUGUGGUGAAAACACUGUGUGCAAUAACACCCUAGGUUCCUUUAACUGCUCCUGUGCUGCAGGGUUUGUUUCCAGCAAUGGACAGAAGUGGUUAGAUGUAUCCCAAAAUGUAACAUGUGUAGACAUCGAUGAGUGUAAGAACCGAAGCCUCUGUGGAAACAAUUCUGAGUGUAAUAACACCCCUGGUUCUUAUUUCUGCACUUGUGAUCCCGGUUUUUUGCCCAGAAACAAAAAAGAGACCUUUAAUGCAAGCCAAGGAGUUACAUGCACAGACAUCGAUGAGUGUUUGGAAGAUAAAAUCUGUGGUCAUAAUGCUAAGUGCCAUAACACCCCUGGUUCCAGUUACUGCACUUGUAAUUUGGGUUUUAGGCCCAGCAAUGGACAGAAGCAGUUUGAUGUAUUUAAAAGUGUUACAUGUGAAGGUGAGGUGUGUGUAAGCUUUUACACAUUUAAAACUUAUGUUAUUAAGUUUUUAGUGUUAAUUAUAAUUAUUUUAGCCACACCCAUUGCUAAAAGACAUUUAUUAUUAAUUAUAUAAAUAUAUUUUGUGCUUUCCUUUACAUUAAUGGCAUUGAAAAUAUGCUUUUAUCCAAAAUGACAUACACUGAUCAGCCAUAACAUUAAAACCACCUCCUUGUUUCUACA
Molecule: messenger RNA, 967 nt
Organism: Trichomycterus rosablanca
Lineage: Eukaryota; Metazoa; Chordata; Actinopteri; Siluriformes; Trichomycteridae
Product: adhesion G protein-coupled receptor E2
Exons: 6
Coding region: 39-860 (273 amino acids)
Molecular function (GO): calcium ion binding
Source: RefSeq, a predicted model, not a curated record